Messenger RNA from Paralichthys olivaceus (Japanese flounder), 1972 nucleotides. It is a transcript of the gene atp6v1h, whose product is annotated as ATPase H+ transporting V1 subunit H. Gene Ontology annotation, biological process: proton transmembrane transport. The record is from RefSeq and is a predicted model, not a curated record. Gene Ontology annotation, cellular component: lysosomal membrane; vacuolar proton-transporting V-type ATPase, V1 domain. NCBI's taxonomy places the organism in Eukaryota, Metazoa, Chordata, Actinopteri, Pleuronectiformes, Paralichthyidae. Gene Ontology annotation, molecular function: proton-transporting ATPase activity, rotational mechanism.
UUUACCUCUUAACACACAUGGUGUCGUUCAGCAAAACACGUCUGCUGUCGACUCGUGUUGUUGCAGUAAAGUCAUCGCGUCUGUAGCGCUCAACAUUCGGACUCAGGGUGCACGAGAAGCCGUGUUAGCACAGCUAGCACAGGUGUUGUUGUAUUUCCAUCCGGACACAUAGUGUUGUGUAGUGGGUCUGUAUCAACAUGGAUAUCCGCGGGGCCGUGGACGCUGCAGUCCCCACCAACAUCAUCGCUGCCAAGGCAGCCGAGGUGCGGGCCAACCUGGUCAACUGGCAGUCCUACCUGCAGAGUCAGAUGAUUUCAGCAGAGGACUGCGAGUUCAUCAAGAAGUUUGAAGUCGCCAACUCUGAGGAGAAACAGGUCAUUCUGAGCAAUGAAGGACAUCAGUGUGCAAAAACCUUUCUGAACCUGAUGGCCCACAUCUCCAAGGAGCAGACAGUCCAGUACAUCCUGACUCUUAUUGAUGACACACUGCAGGAGAACCAUCAGAGGGUGAACAUCUUUUUUGACUACGCCAAAAAGACGAAGAACACCGCCUGGUCAUAUUUCCUUCCCAUGCUCAAUCGUCAGGACCUUUUUACCGUCCACAUGGCGGCAAGGAUCAUCGCGAAGCUUGCUGCGUGGGGUCGUGAUCUGAUGGAGGGAAGCGAUCUGAACUAUUAUUUCAACUGGAUAAAAAGUCAGCUCAGCUCACAGAACCUACAUGGUACAGGUCCAGAAACAAGCUCAGGAGCAGGAACAAUAUCCCCCAGUGAAAGCUCUCAGUAUGUCCAGUGUGUGGCUGGGUGCCUUCAGCUGAUGCUGAGGGUGAACGAGUAUAGGUUUGCCUGGGUGGAGGCUGAUGGGGUCAACUGCAUCACAGCGGUGCUGAGCAACAAGUGUGGCUUCCAGCUCCAGUACCAGAUGAUCUUCUGUGUUUGGCUCCUGGCCUUCAGUCCUCAGCUCUGUGAACAGUUGAGACGCUACAACGUAGUGCCAGCCCUGUCCGACAUCCUCCAGGAGUCUGUCAAGGAGAAGGUCACUCGAAUCAUCCUGGCUGCCUUCAGGAAUCUCCUCGAGAAGUCGUCAGAGCGGGAGACUCGUCAGGAGUACGCUUUGGCCAUGAUUCAGUGCAAGGUGCUGAAGCAGCUCGAGAACCUGGAGCAGCAGAAGUAUGACGACGAGGACAUCACCGAGGACAUUAAAUUCCUGCUGGAGAGGCUGGGAGAGAGCGUGCAGGAUCUGAGCUCAUUCGAUGAGUACAGCUCUGAACUCAAGUCUGGACGCCUGGAAUGGAGUCCAGUCCACAAGUCUGAGAAGUUCUGGCGAGAGAAUGCCGUCCGUCUGAACGAGAAGAACUACGAGCUGCUGAAGAUCUUGACGAGGCUGUUGGAGGUGUCCGAUGAUCCUCAAGUCAUCGCAGUUGCGGCUCACGACAUUGGAGAGUAUGUGCGACAUUACCCACGUGGCAAACGGGUGAUCGAGCAGCUGGGUGGAAAACAACUGGUGAUGAAUCACAUGCACCACGAGGACCAGCUGGUCCGUUACAACGCCCUGUUGGCUGUGCAGAAGCUGAUGGUCCACAACUGGGAGUACCUCGGACGACAACUCCAGUCCAGCGACCAGCAGCAAGCCCCGGCCGUGGCGGCUCGAAGCUGAACUGUUCCUGUGCAUGUGUGUUUGUGUAUUAUUGUGUGGAUGAGUGUGUGCAUUGAGCAUUUUGAUCGUCUUCAGCUCAUUUUGUGUAACGACUCGAAAAUCAAAACCACGUGACUUUCUCCUCCAGUUCAAAUGAUCCUCGAUGUUACUUGAUUUGACUGUCGUGUUUCGUGACGUGGCCCCUCAGCUCAGUGAUGUGUGGUGAUUUAUGUCGCACUUUAUGUCUGUGAUAAUGUACAAAACUGCAAGUUAUUUAAGUCUUAACCUGUAAAACAUUCUAUGUGUCCCAAUAAAGAUGCUCAUCUAUGGUGCUGCUGUGA